Molecule: messenger RNA, 2343 nt
Organism: Aureobasidium musti
Lineage: Eukaryota; Fungi; Ascomycota; Dothideomycetes; Dothideales; Saccotheciaceae
Source: the annotation of a GenBank genome assembly
AUGUCUCACGAAGGUCCACUUACUCUGGCGCGCAAGAGAAUGCUGGCUAUGCAAGCUGCUCACCCACCUCCAACCACUGUUCCUGUCUCCGUCACUUUCGGCGACGUUGAGAUGCAGGACGUUUCUACACCUACCGCUACUAGCCCACCUUCUCACUCCCGUCCUCAGACUGUCUUCUCUGCGGCCGCCAAACCUUUCGUGCCUCCUGGAGUAGCUUCAACCCCCACUACUGUGACCGCGCCUGGUCCAGUAACCACGCCUGCUUCAAUCGCCAUGCCUGCUACAGCUACCACUCNNCACGCAGGGUCCUCGCGCCGCACCACGCACUGCGGGCCAAGACUCAAACACGGUCUCUUCAGCAACAUCUACGCCCAGCAUCAAGCCAGAGCCUCCUGCUUCGCCCGUCCUCACCGAAUCCAUUGCUGUUCCAUCACCCAUCCGCCGUCCCGGUCCCCAUUCACAAUUGGGUCCUCACGUUCGCAAGCAANNGAGGUUUCGGCUCAGCCCAAGGCUCCCAGCAUUGUUGGGAACGACUUGGUUGUUAUCCAGCAGACUGAAUCUGAUCCUAGCCCAUGGGUUGCAGUUUCAGAUGCGCAAAAUACAACUGACACAUGGGGAAACGUUCACGAGCCCAAGAUCAAGACGGAGCCUGCUGAGAGCGAGUCUGUUCCUGCCACUCAUCAUGCAAGCACCACUCAGGAUAUCUGGGAUGACCUUGAUCAGCUCAAGUCUGAGCCCAACGGUUUGAAUGGUCAUCAGAAGACUCAGGUGAAGGCUCAGGUUGAGGCUGUCCCCAUGGUUGACCAGUCUAACGCUCUUGACUCCGCUCCUUCCGCGGCCGCAGUGCAAUCCUCGGGAGAGUCUGUCACCGCCNUUGAACCAGGUACGAUUGAGCCUCUCGACAUGAUACACACAGAUGCUAAUAAGAUACGACAGAUGAACAACGCGGCUCGUCGCUUUGGUCGCAACGAGUGGCUUUCAAUGUUGCUCGACAUGAACGAUACUGAGAAGGGCCGUCAACUCAUCGCCGCCUUCGGUGAUCACAUCCGCGCCAGUGUUGAGAGCAAGCAGAUGACAGCUGCCGGAGACAUUGAAUUGUUGACGAAAUUUCCAGGCGGACAGUACGUCCCUGCUACUGUAACUCGCGACACUAGUGUUAGCGAACUGGUCAAGGAGUGUGCCUCGUUGACACGCACCAAUGAGUCUGACAUUCGCAUCGUACUGGAGAUUGGCGGCAAGGGUGAUGCUUCGAGGCAUAUGGCUGGGAACACUUCGACCGACAUCUUGGUCGCAGGCGCAUUCGCUGCCUUCACAGUCGAUCUACUCGUCUACCCUCUCGACACACUUAAGACCAGAUUCCAAUCGCCCGACUACAAUCGCCUCUACCUCGACAAGGCCACCAAUGCUGUCAACAAGCAAGUUCUCUUCCGAGGCCUCUACCAAGGCGUCGGCAGCGUCAUCAUAGCCACCCUUCCAUCCUCAGGAGCUUUUUUCACUACCUACGAGGGCGUCAAAUCCACCUUCUCAAAGUACAAUCCCACCUUCUCUGGCUCGCCUUUACUACCACAACCCAUCAUCCACUCGGCCGCAUCCUCGAUAGCAGAACUGGUCUCGUGCGCCAUCCUUACUCCCGCCGAAGUCAUUAAGCAAAAUGCCCAAAUGGUCGAUACAGCAAAAGGCGACAAGGCCAAUGCAACCCUACAAACCAUAGCAAAGUUCAGGUCAAACCCACUCGCCCUGUGGAGAGGUUACACUGCACUGGCAGGCCGCAAUUUACCUNUUACAGCCUUACAAUUCCCCAUCUUCGAGCGCUUGAAAGAAGGGAUCAAGAAACACAGAGAAGACAGAGGAACAAGGACAAACACACUACUGGAGAAUGGCUUGAUUACCGCCGCUAGUGCUGGCUCAGCAGGUGCUUUUGCUGCCGUCGUCACCACACCCGUCGAUGUCGUCAAGACACGCAUCAUGCUUGCUGCAGCAUCAAGUGCAGCUGAAGACCAAACCAAAGACACAAAGCUAAAAUCCAAUGCACCCGUAGACGCAAUGGGCCGCUCCACCCAAACAAACAAAACAGAAACCCUCAAAAACACACUCCAAAACAGCAAACAGGGUCUCAAAGACGCAAUCCAAAAUGUCGCAAAGCCUGUUUCCAGAAAAGGCAGUAUACAGAUUGCGAGAGAGAUUAUUGCUGAUCAAGGAGUCAUCAAGGGUCUUUUCCGUGGUGGUGCUUUGAGGGCUGUUUGGACGUUGAUUGGAUCUGGACUUUAUCUUGGUGUUUAUGAGAGUGGGCGUGUGUAUUUGGCACAGAGACGAGGUGAAGAUAUCGAUAAUCAGGAUAUGUGA